UUUAUUUUCAUUACAAAUUCAUCUUUUUCCUUCAUUUUUUUCGCCUUUUCCACCGAACAUCUUCAUCCACCUAGGGUUUUCUCCAUCAUAUUUCCUUUUCCUUCAAUUUCAACCGUUUAAAAGCUUUUCUCACCGAUUAUUUCCACUUUCCACCAUUUAAACCUUCAUUUCCACCAUUCAAUCAUUGUUCUACACCGAUUAAUCGGUUCAAUCUCUCUUUUCAAGUGUUUAAUCGGUCCAAAAUCGAGUUCUUCCUCCUUUUAGGUUUUCCAUCGAACAAAACCUAAGUCCUUGGGUUCUAGUGUGUCCUUUCUCGUUUUGUUUUACUUUGUGGCAUGUUUCCUUUUGCUUGGAUCAUGUGUUUAGUUGUGCAGGGGCUGUUUUUGGAAGUGUAGAUUUGUAAAAUCUAGUUGCGCCAAUCUCUUCCUUUGUAGGCUUGUUGUUUGGGUACUUCCAAUCAUGAAAUGAUUCACUUUUCUGUUAAACUUUGUGGUGGAAUUUUGUGAAUGUUGGAUAUCAACCAUUCAAGUGAAGGAAUGCACCAAUAGGAUUUAUGCUUUGGGAGCCUUUACUCAACCUUGAUGUCAAGAUCUUGGUGUGCCUCAGCUCUUCACAAUGGUCAAGGAGAACCAAGUAUGAGACCAUUUAUUGGCAAGACGCUGAUGAUAAUUACAAGAAGGCAGUAUAUUCCCAGCUUGAGGAGGAAGUUAAGAAGCUCAAGGGUUUUGCUGCCAGAUAUGGAAGCCUCUACUUAAAACUUCCCAAGAAGAGUAUGGAAAAGGGUACGAACUAUGCAAAGAAUGAAAUUCUUCGCCUAGACCGCAUGCUUGAGAAGGAAAACAUGGAUGAUAUUGCCUUAAUCUUGACGAUCGAUUGAAUUGCAUGUGAAUUGCAUGUAUAUCCAAACAGAGGCUCAAACACUAUUUGGGAGGAAAAGUGGAGCAGUUCUCCAAGGUACUGAUGUUGGUGGAUCCAUGAGGUUCGGGUUAGGCUCGUGACGUUAAACAAGCGCUUUUGGGAGGCAACCCAGGGAAAGUUUGGAAUCACACUGUGAGACUUUUGGAAGGCACCAAUUAAGUGAAGACUCUCCACAAAACAAUUUAGAAUUAAUUUAGCUUAGCUUAGCUUAGUAAUUUAGAAUUUGUAGAUGAACUUUUGUAUUGUGGGCUAAUUUUGUUAUAAUAGACUAAGCCCAACAGAAAAAUGGUGACAUGGCCCUAGGUUUUCCUUUAGAGGUGGACCCCACCACUUGGUCAAAAUUCUCAAACCUAGGAAUUCUCAAGAGAGUCGUCAUUUUGAUAUUCAGACUUUUAGCUUGGACACAGAGAUUUCUUGGCUCACGGUCCUUCGACAAUGGGAUGUGGUUAACGAUUUUAUUACAUGAAUGAAUGAGAGCACAUUUUUCCUUUUCCUUUGA
Molecule: messenger RNA, 1417 nt
Organism: Vigna radiata var. radiata (mung bean)
Lineage: Eukaryota; Viridiplantae; Streptophyta; Magnoliopsida; Fabales; Fabaceae
Product: probable protein disulfide-isomerase A6
Exons: 7
Coding region: 554-877 (107 amino acids)
Cellular component (GO): endoplasmic reticulum
Source: RefSeq, a predicted model, not a curated record